Molecule: messenger RNA, 1419 nt
Organism: Aegilops tauschii subsp. strangulata
Lineage: Eukaryota; Viridiplantae; Streptophyta; Magnoliopsida; Poales; Poaceae
Source: RefSeq, a predicted model, not a curated record
AUGCCCACCUUCGACGAGCGCAGCCUGGUGCCGCCGGCGCCCCUUGUGGUCCCGGAGGCGACGGCGCCGGUGGACGUGUCUUCUGGCGACUCCCGCAAGGAGGAAGAAGAAGAGGAAGAUAAGGAGCGCGCCUCGGAAGCAACCCCCGAGGGGAUGGGGGAGACCUCCCCCCUGAGCAAGGCCGACAUCUUCCGCACCCUUCCUGACGACAACGGGGCCGACGUCCCCCAGGAGAAGGGGGAGACGCCCGUGGUCCCGACAAGGGGCAGAUCGGCGCUAAUCUCCCGAGACGCUGCUUCUGCUCCAACGCCGCCUGGAGCCGCUUCUGGCCCAUCUGCUGUUCCUUCUUCUCCUCCUGGAGCCCGUGCGCCCGCGCCCCAGGCUGCGAGGCUUUCGGGCUUCAAGCUUAGCAAGAGGAGGGUGGACUACGCCGCGGUGGACCAUCCGACGCCUGCGGCGAAGAAGAGGAAGGAGGAGGAGGUGGUGCUGCUCGGAACCAACUUGCCUGCUCCGGCUGUGUGUCCCUCCGUGGAGAAGGGCAGCGUUGGUGCUCAUGUCUCUCCGGCUCGGUUGUCCUCGCGAGGCCUGGGGGAGAAUCCUCAGGAGGAGUCAGCUCCCGUGUCCCCGCUGGCUCCGGAGGCACCAGUGUCCGGCUCGGCUGCUGAGGUCUCCAAGGCUCAGGAGCCCCCAGUAUCCCAAGCCAUGGUGACGUUGUCGCCUCUUCCUCCUCCUGCUGCACUGCUGGCUCCGGGUCCUUCUGCCUCCCCUAACGUCUUGGAGCACGCCCUUUCUGAGAUGACCCGGCUCCGAGAAGAUCUUCAGGGCACCGACCCCCGCCUGGUGGCUGGGCGCCUGGAGCUAGUCUCUGGCUGGCUCCAUUCUGACGUGUCCGUUCGGGCGGCACUGAGCCAGGCCACGGCGACCUCCGAGAAGGAGAAGCAGGCCACCGCCCAAGCAUCAGCUGCUCGCGAUGCGGCGCUGAAGGACGCCGAGGCUGCCCAGGGUCGCUACCGGGUGCUGGAGGCUGAGCUGAAUGUCCUGCGUGAUGAGCGUGCAGAAGAAGCUCGUGGUCGCAAGGCGGAGGAGGAGAAGAUGAUGGCCCGGGAGGAUGCCGUUAGGGGUCGUGACGCCGAGCUGGAGCAGUCGGCGAAGGCGCAAGCCACUGAGCAAGGCCGAUUGGAGGAGUUGGAGCGGAAAGUGAAGGCGGAGAAAGCCGAACUUGAUGCCAAGGCGAAGGUUCUGGCCGAGGACCGCGCGGCCUUAGCGCUCCUCGAGGACAGGUCUCGCGUGGCGCUGAAGAUCCGCGUCGCUAAAGCGCUGUGCGCCAAGGGUCUACUCAAACCUGGUGAUGACAUGCAGCACGGCGUUGUCCAUCGUGUUGCCGAGGAGCGACUCGGCCUCGACGGGUCGUGGCACUGA